Anolis carolinensis (green anole) is the source of this 6157-nucleotide messenger RNA. RefSeq names its product gamma-aminobutyric acid type B receptor subunit 2 (gene gabbr2). Gene Ontology annotation, biological process: gamma-aminobutyric acid signaling pathway; G protein-coupled receptor signaling pathway. The record is from RefSeq and is a predicted model, not a curated record. Gene Ontology annotation, cellular component: G protein-coupled receptor heterodimeric complex; membrane. Gene Ontology annotation, molecular function: G protein-coupled GABA receptor activity. The transcript has 19 exons. Bases 540 to 3380 code for a protein of 946 amino acids. NCBI's taxonomy places the organism in Eukaryota, Metazoa, Chordata, Lepidosauria, Squamata, Anolidae.
CUUCUCUUGGUGCGUCUCGUGCGUCUGUGCGAGAAAGGGAGGGGGGCGGUGAGGGAGUGUGUAUGUGUCGCCUCCUCGGCGGCAGUAGCAGCAGCAGCAGCAUUGGAGGGAAGGACAAUCCCGAGCAGCAGCACACAAACAAGCCUUCUCUGGGGAAGGAAGGGAAGAAGCAUUGAGGAGCGGAGCCUAGGAGGAGCCCCUCGCCCAGGAAGCCGCCGUGGUGCUGGUGCUGAGGGAGGACUCCGGGGGAAUGCGGCACUGAGGGAAAGAGGAGAAGGCGCUUGCUUUCCCGUUUGCCUUCCUUCCUCGCUUGGCUAGGACUCCCCUCAGCCUACCUGGCUUGGAAGGAGACGGAGCGCGCCCUCGCCCAGCCUGGCCGGGGCUGAGUGAGGGGCUGAGGAGGCGCCAAAGCGAAGCAAAACAGGAGGAGCAGCCGCAGGAGCAGCAUCUCGCUUUCCAUUGCCAGCCCUAAGGAAGGAGCAGGCGCCAUUGCCAGGAGGCUUAGCGCUGGGGCCCCCUCCUCCUUUGCCCCCACAAGGAUGCCUUCUUCUGCCUCCCCCCGGCGGCCCAGCCCGGCCCCUCCGCCCGCGUGGCCCCUGCUGCUGCUGCUCUUCCUCCUCACCUUGGCCUCCUCCUCCUCGUCGUCGUCGGCCUGGGCGCGGAGCAGCUCCCGAGCGCUGUCCGGGAUGCCCCCCUCCUCUUCCUCCAGCAGCACCCCCAUCGCCAUCAUGGGCUUGAUGCCGCUCAGCGACGCCGUGGAGAAGGGCAAGAUCGGGCGCGGGGUGCUGCCCGCCAUGCAGCUGGCCAUGGAGCAGAUCCUCAACGAGUCCUUGCUCAGCCCUUACGCUCUGGACCUGCGCUACUACGACACCGAGUGUGACAAUGCAAAGGGACUUAAAGCCUUUUAUGAUGCAAUAAAAUAUGGACCUACACACCUAAUGGUUUUUGGUGGAGUAUGUACAACUGUCACCUCCAUCAUUGCUGAAUCCCUAAUAGGAUGGAAUCUGAUCCAGCUCUCAUUUGCUGCAACAACACCAGAGUUAGCUGAUAAGAAAAAGUAUCCUUAUUUCUUCCGGACAGUGCCAUCUGAUAAUGCUGUGAAUCCUGCAAUUCUGAAGUUACUCAAACAUUUUCAGUGGAAAAGAGUAGGAACUCUAACCCAAGAUAUACAAAGGUUUUCUGAGGUACGGAAUGAUCUCACUGGUGUCCUAUAUGGUGAAGAAAUUGAAAUCUCAGACACUGAGAGUUUUUCUAAUGAUCCAUGCACAAGUGUCAAAAAGCUCAAGGGUAAUGAUGUCCGAAUUAUCGUUGGGCAGUUCAAUGAGGAAAUGGCAGCAAAAGUAUUCUGCUGUGCGUUUAAUGCACAGAUGUAUGGCCCUAAGUAUCAGUGGAUCAUUCCUGGGUGGUAUCAGACCUUCUGGUGGGAAAAAGCUAUUCCAAAGCUCAAUUCAUCAAACUGUCACACUGCAAAUAUUCUUAGUGCCAUGGAGGGCUACAUUGGAGUGGAUUUUGAACCUCUAAGCUCCAAACAGAUAAAGACCAUUUCAGGAAGGACUCCACAACAAUAUGAAAAGGAGUAUGAUCAAAGGCGUGGGAAUGUUGAGCCAAGUAAGUUCCAUGGCUUUGCUUACGAUGGAAUAUGGGUAAUUGCCAAAACACUGCAGCAAGCAAUGAAGAUUCUCAAUGCCACCAACAAAAACCAAAAAAUCGAGGACUUUAACUAUACCAACAAAGACCUUGGGAAAAUCUUCCUGGAUGCAAUGAACCAGACCAGCUUCUUUGGUGUAACGGGUCAAGUUAUGUUCAGAAAUGGAGAGAGAAUGGGGACCAUCAAAUUUACACAGUUCCAAGACAAAAAAGAAGUGAAGGUGGGAGAAUAUAAUGCUAUACUUGAUUCACUGGAAAUCAUCAACAACUCCAUCAAAUUUCAGGGGAUAGAACCGCCAAAGGACAGAACCAUUGUCCAGCCACAACUUCGCAAAAUCUCUCUUCCUCUCUACAGCAUUCUUUCCGCAAUCACUAUCCUGGGAAUGAUCAUGGCUAGUGCUUUUUUGUUCUUUAACAUCAAAAAUCGAAAUCAGAAGUUAAUAAAGAUGUCCAGUCCUUACAUGAACAAUCUCAUUAUUCUUGGUGGGAUGCUCUCCUAUGCAUCUAUAUUCCUUUUUGGCCUUGAUGGGUCUUUUGUCUCUGACAAAACAUUUGAGACCCUUUGUACUGUCCGAACUUGGAUACUUACAGUGGGCUACACAACUGCAUUUGGGGCAAUGUUUGCGAAAACAUGGAGAGUCCAUGCAAUUUUCAAAAAUGUAAAAAUGAAGAAAAAGAUCAUCAAAGACCAAAAAUUGAUGGUGAUAGUUGGAGGGAUGCUGCUAAUAGAUCUUUGCAUCUUGAUUUGCUGGCAAGUUGUUGAUCCCUUGCAGAGAACAGUGGAAAAAUACAAUAUGGAGCCUGACCCAGCAGGCCGAGAUAUUUCUAUCCUUCCCAUUUUGGAGCACUGUGAAAACUCUCACAUGACCAUUUGGCUUGGCAUUGUUUAUGCCUACAAAGGGCUACUCAUGCUGUUUGGGUGCUUUUUGGCUUGGGAAACCCGAAAUGUGAGCAUUCCGGCUCUGAACGACAGUAAAUACAUUGGCAUGAGUGUUUACAAUGUAGGCAUCAUGUGCAUUAUUGGGGCUGCUGUUUCCUUUCUCACACGAGAUCAGCCCAACGUGCAGUUUUGCAUUGUGGCACUCGUCAUUAUAUUCUGUAGCACCAUCACGCUCUGCUUAGUGUUUGUACCAAAGUUAAUCACUCUGAGAACAAAUCCAGAUGCUGCUACUCGGAACAGAGGGCUCCAGUUCACUCAAAACCAGAAGAAAGAUGACUCAAAAACAUCGACGUCUGUCACCAGUGUCAACCAGGCGAGCACAUCUAGGUUAGAAGGACUACAAUCAGAAAACCACCAGCUGAGAAUGAAAAUAACAGAGCUGGACAAAGCUUUAGAAGAAGUCACUAUGCAACUGCAGGACACACCUGAGAAGACAACGUAUAUUAAGCAGAAUCACUACCAGGAACUCAAUGAUAUUCUCAGUAUACGCAACUUCACAGAAAACAAAGAUGGUGAAAAGGCUGUGUUGAAAAACCACCUUGAUCAAAAUCCACAAGCACAGUGGGAUACAACAGAGUCUUCUAGAACAAACAAAGACUUUAUAGAAGAUAUCAACUCCCCAGAACACAUACAGCGCCGACUCUCCUUACAGCUGCCCAUUCUUCACCAUGCCUACUUGCCGUCGAUAGGCGGGGUCGAUGCCAGUUGUGCUAGUCCAUGCGUCAGCCCCAGUGCCAGUCCACGGCACAGACAUGUGCCACCAUCUUUUCGUGUGAUGGUUUCUGGCCUGUAGGAUAUUCAGAGCUUCCUGAACUGAUUUUGGUACUUCAUGGCUGGACUGAACAUCUUGUGUUGAACUCUUGCCUUCUACAUACUCCUUACUCUAAUCACAGAGGAACUAGUGUUAUAAGGCCAUCGUCAAUGGAGGACCAGCUCCACUGCUGUGCAAAAGCAUGCAAAGCGGAGACGGUUACCCAGAGGUUGAGCUGUAGCCUUACUUGUGGACAUUUUUAUUUAUUCACAGAGAAAGUCACCAAACCAUGGUCCUUCCCAAAUUGUUCCUGGAGGCAAGGUGGCUGGAAACAUAAACUUGACAAAAAACAAAUCAAAAAAAGGACCUCCUUCAAGUGUCACUAUGCUUUAUAUGGCUACGGAAAAUAUGGAAUGAUGUGCAAAAAAAUAGGGGGAAGGGAAGAAAUCCCAUCAGAGAUCUCUAGUAAUGGAAAUGGAUACUUUGUUUUGCAGGAUUGCGCUGACCUUCAUUUUUGGGACUUUGUUCUUUGAGAAACCCUUCCUUAGCUGCGAUUGAGAUGAGUUCAUCUCAGUGCCUCUUAUCUUAAGACAUGCUUGGAAUAGAGGAGGUUUCAAGGAGGAAGUAGGUCUAGGGGCAAAAUCUCACAAGUGGGCGGCCAGAUAGCAGGCACUCCUCCUUCUUGCUAACACAUAGGGUUUGGCAGGAUCCCAGAGUGAUGGCAGAAAAUGAGGGCUGACAGUGCACAAGGCUACGGGUGAGUCUUGACGUUUUAAGAUGAAUUGACUCCUCCCCCAAGUUUGAUUUAAACCACAGUGCAGUUAAUUUGAAGGAAGGACAUGUAGGGAUGGGACACAGAUGCCACACUGCUGCAGAGGCAUUGACCGUAUAUACACAACCUUUGCUUCAUAUCUUCGCGUGUGUGACAGUAGUAGUUGAGAAUAAGAGUCCAAAUCAACUGUGCCUGUAUGAGGAAAAAUCCCUUUGCCUUUUGAAUUGGAAAACAAAAAGAUGAACAGUGGUUUAAUCUCUUUUUGCCCCCAAGAAAUUGGAAUUUAAUCUUCUUCUCUGAGCAGUUGAAUUGCUAUUGGAGAGCGACACGCUAUUGGAGAUUAAUGUGUUCAUACAAAAUGUCCAAGUGGUUCUAUCACUUACCGAUAAGGUCUGAUUCAAGCAUGUGCUACUUAUGUGCUAGUGAUUCUGCGCAUGCCUGUGGGAACUAAGACCUUUGUGCAUGCAUGAUCCAAAAAGGGGCACUCAUGCUUUGUACAACUACCUGGCACAGGGAAUUUCAGUGGACACACUUCACUCUGGGCAUUGUGCUGCCUUGUUGAGAGAUGGCACAUCAUGUGAAAUUCUUACUGCUGUCUAGUGCUAGUCCAGUUUGCUCACAGUCCAAAUUUGUGCAUUCAACAUGGGAAGAUCAGAGAAGCACCGCCAAAUUCCCUUCCAGUUACAGGAUUUCAGAGCCAAAUUCUGUGACGGUGCUUCCGAAUGGCUAGCAUAUGAUUUCAGGGCAACCUUUUUGUGACUAUGUUUCUGAAUGGCCAGCAUAUGAGAAGCAUUGAUCUAUGAAAAGGACUCACCGAUACAAUCAGCCUGUGAAUUACAUGAGUUGUGUUUAGGCCCAGGAAUCACAGUGGGAAAAGAGAAACAGAAUUACUCAUACAGCCUUCACCUUCCUUAAAUACCACGGGCUGCUAUCUCCAUUCUUGGCCAUUCUUUACUGGUGGCCAAUUUGGCAUGCAAGACUGCUGAACUUUGGCAAUACUAGCUGUCUUUUCUAAAAUCCUGUAUGAAUUAAGUAACAUUUUUGAGAUAAGGCAUGGUGGAGGGGGGUGGCGUUUAUGACUGCACUGUCCUCUCUUGCACAACAGGAAAGAACCUUCUGUUCCUCUCGUGUCCCGGUGCAGCAUUUGGUAUCUGCACGAAGAGAGAAGUACCAAGUGAGUCCCUGUAGAUGUCCCCUGAUCCCAUCUUGUUUGAGUAUAUUACCCAUAAAUUGUAGUCCACUUGCGGGCAUCACAGAACGUGCCCCUGAACACAUUAUCACUGAGGGGUCAUGGAGGCUUCUGAAAGUGUUGGGUUGACCCUACGUCUACCAUGCAGGAGGUAGAACACAUUACUCUGAGCACUAACCACCGAAGGUGUUGUCUGGUGUGUGUGUGAGUGAGGGUGUGCGUGUGGGUGAGUGAGUGUGCUGAUAGUAUUCUCUUAAUUUAUUAAUAAACUCCAUCAGGACUUUAUUUAAUACAAAUAAAUAUUACUUUUCAAAAAGGACAAUAAUACUGUAUAUAAUGUAUACACAAACAUUUCUGUAGAAAAUAUUAUUCCAACAUAGCAGGAAACAAAAACAAAAAAAAUCCAAAAGUAUUGGACUGUUGGCGGUGAGUGUGUGUCUGUAACUCUUUGUGAAUACUGACUGUGUGCUGUUUCUUAGGUUUAAAUCAUGCAGUACAUUCUUUGUCUCAAAUGCAACUGUAGUUCUUCCCACAACAUUUUUUAAAAAUUUCCUGCAGAAAAUAAGACCCACAAAGUGACUAUAGUUAUUUAAUGUUUAUGUUCUUUUUCUACUGCAGCAAAAAUGUACUGUAAAAAAUUACAAGGAGGCUGUGCCCCAGUGGCAUUUUCCAACCAAGUUAGUGCACAAAAGCUUUAACCUAGACUGGAACUGUCAGAAUUAUUUUUUAAAAAAGCAAGAGAAGGAGAAAAAGGAAGUACAUGGAGAAUUUCUUGUAUACCCCUUAUACUGCAUGAAAAUCAAUUUUUAAUAAAUUGUUGCAAAAAUCUGUUUUAUUAAUAAAAUAGAGAAAACCUAA